GUUUGCACUGCGUCGAAUGGGAAAGUUAAACUGAACAAGCUCACAUAAUUGAAAGGACAAAAUACUUCCGAUUCUGCUUAGCUAUAUUUCCAUGGACGAUUAUACCCCAAAGGUCACAGGCCUUUCGCCUGCCGAGGGCUCGCCAGGAACCAAGGUGACAAUAAGAGGAGAGAACUUUGGAACCGGCCAAAAUGACCUUGUUUCCGUGACAAUCUGUGGUAUGGAUUGCACCAUGUUCUCGGAGUGGAAGUCUUCGCACAAAAUUGUCACACGGACUCGGAUCUGUUCGGGUGUGGGUGACGUUAUUAUUACAACGAAAUCCGGCGGAAAAGGAAGCUGCACUGUGCAAUUUAAGGGCAUCCAUGAAUCUGUAUCGCCAACGGUAGAGUCCGCUGUUUGGGUGGAUGAGGCGCAUCAUUUCCAUGGGCCAUUUUUCCCAUCGAUGAAAGGUCCUACUUCGUCGUCGUCGCUCGCCAAAGAACUUAACCUACUGGGUGGAGCUGACCAAACUGCCUUAAGUCCCACCAAGGAAAGUGACCUUAAAGCUCAGUUUGGAGAUAAGACCACGGACGUUUUUUCCCGAAACUUUAGUCCAGACCUCUAUCUUCUUACAAACCACAUGCAAUGCAGUUUCGAGAAUCUUCGUACUGGUCUAAAAGAGUUAGAAAGACGUGUAAGCAACCAACAGGAAGGACCUACAACAUUUCUCAAGUCUAACGUUUAUGCAAUUGUGAAGUGCCUUGAUGUUCUUAAAGAACUCAAUAAAGUUAUGAACAAGGACCGCACUGAGAUGGGUUCAGCUCUUACAGAAAAUGUAGCGCAGCACCUCAAAGAGACCUUGUACGAGGCAUCUUCGAUCUUUGAACAAAUUCUGAGGCGAAAAGAGAGCUCCGAUUCAAUGAGAACUUCGCUAUCGAUUCUGCACAAAUUCCGCUUUCUCUUUAAUUUGCCCGCCCAAAUCGAACACAAUGUCAAAGCGGGAGAGUACGACACAGUCAUAAGUGAUUAUGCGCGUGCCCGUUCAGUGUUUCACGACACUGAGGUUGGCAUCUUUAAACGGGUCCUUAAUGAUGUUGAAUCGAAAGUGGCCCUGUUCAAGGAGAAGCUUUACGAGGGUAUCAGAAAAUUCCCGGGACCACUUGAUCAACGCAAGAAGCUCAUCAGCUACCUUGUACAACUGGAACCGGAACGGAAUCCAGGCUGGGAGGCAAUCAAGCUGAACCAAAAGUGGCUUCUCAAGUCUAUGGAUGAUCUAAAAAACCUUCACCUAUCUCGGGCUUGUAGUCGAGCUAGCAUGACUGAUACUGAAGGGGAGAGUGAUCCUCCACAGGUAGAAUUCGUGCUCAGUCUCUGCAGAUUCUUCUGCAGUAAUGCUCCAGAUUUCUUCAAACUCCAGCAAGCUUACCUUCAGCGAGAUAUGGAGGGAAUUCAAACAGCCCCCAGUGAAGAAGAAGAACGUCGCAGUAGCGACUUAACUUUACAGUUGGAGUCCCGACUUUGUCUUGAGGUACGAUCUGCACUGUUGCCCACGCCUGCCAUGAGUCCCGUAGUGGCUUGGCCCCAUUCGCCUAGCCAGUCGAUCGGCCCAUGGCUUCCGACUUGCCUCCGGCAUGUCAGGAAGUGCUACUCCAGCGUGUUGAAGUUGGAUCCCCCACACGCAGCUGCCAGAAUGCAAAGCCUUAUUACGGACCUUCGUGAGCACGCAAUCAUCUCGCUACUGAGUCAAGCAGCACAGGAUAUCAGUCAUCUACAUGAAUACGAGACGUGGCAAAGCAGUUCGUCGUUUGAUGUUCCUUCAGCUCCAGUGGGCUGUGGUGGCAGAAUUAUGGUUGGCGGCGGGGGUGGCAACCAAUUCCAAGGCGCACAUUUCGGAGCGUCGCAGUUACCUCUUCUGUUUGAAAACCGCGUCAUUGAGGCAUUACAGGUGAUUCAAGAGAACGUGCUACAAUCUUCCGCUGGUCAAAUGUUUAAACAAAUGAACGUCAAAGUUGCAAUAAUGCAGAAUGUAGAGGCAAUGAUAAAGUCAUACGUCAAUGCCCUAGAGAAAGCUCCGUCCACAGAAAAGACGCAAACAAUUUUACGCGAGGUCUUAGAUCGUGGCUGUGGAAACAGCCCAGGUGGCCGCCUUUCAAUCGAAGACAAACUCUUAAUCACAUUGGCGAAUGUUGCUGUUAGUCGUGAGCACGUACUUCGACGUAUCAAAGACGCAUUUGAUAACCAACAGUAUCCCGAUAUAACGGACAUCAUAAAUGAAGGAGAUCGGUUAUUAGCUCAGGUGGAUCAAAGGGUUUUACAACUUGUUAUCAGCCGACUGCAAAGACCCCUCGUUGAUAUGGUUGAAGAACUUAUGCAGGAGUACAGCGUCGAGUGGAACACUCCCAAGAUACCAAACGAUGUUUCAACGUAUGUUAAGGAAUUACUUCUGGAGCUGACAGAGGUUCAACAGCAAAUCUUACGCAUCUGCCCUACGCUUAUUGAGCGGGUGCUACCCCCGAUAGCAGCCGCACUUGUCGCUGAGGUUGCUCGCCAAUGCCAGCACGUUAAAGCGACAUCUGUGCAAGGAAACAAUCUACAAAUAUGCGUUGACAUUUUGGCACUAGAAAGCGCCCUUAGGUCCCUUGAUAAAAACAACCUUUUCGAAGUGUUGCGGCCAUGUAAGGAUCGGUUGGGCGCCACAGAUAGAACCCAUAAGGAAUUGGUAGACGACGUUGUGAGACAAUUUAAAUUUAAUCAGCGUUUGCAGAUUAUGUGUUUUCAAUGAAGCAAUGAUUCGCC
Molecule: messenger RNA, 2775 nt
Organism: Varroa destructor (honeybee mite)
Lineage: Eukaryota; Metazoa; Arthropoda; Arachnida; Mesostigmata; Varroidae
Gene: Sec5
Product: exocyst complex component secretory 5
Biological process (GO): exocytosis; Golgi to plasma membrane transport
Cellular component (GO): exocyst
Source: RefSeq, a predicted model, not a curated record